AUGCCCUCCAACAGGUCCAGAGGAAGAGGAAGGCGCCAGAGGACCAAGUUCAGCCAAAACCAACUUGAGGUUCUUAUCAAGGCCUUUGAGAAAGAUGCAUACCCUGAUAGCACGGUCCGAGAAGAACUAGCCAAGCAAAUCCAGAUUCCUGAGUCCAGAAUCCAGGUGUGGUUUCAGAACCGGAGAGCUAAACGAUCAAGUGACCCCAAAAGGAGGCCCUGUCCAGGGAAUGAUGCUGUGGCUCCUGGAUCCCGCCAGGGUGUAUUCUCUGCCCCCUGCCACCAUGGCCUCCAGGGCCUUUCCCUCCCAUGUGGCUCCAGCAGAGGAACUCUACAAAGCAAUGCGGGCCACUUCUCCUGGGGGACAGAGCAAUUCUCCUGGGGGGCAGAGCGUGCUUCUGGGCCAGCAGGCCUCUGGGGUCACACUGGUGUGCUGGGGGCCAAUGUGGUCACUCCCCAACUAGAGACUCCAGCCAAGGCACUGGGAGAACUUUCCAGGAAUUUCCAUCACUCUUCAGCUAUGGGUGCAUUUCCUGCUCCCCAACAGCCCUUCCAGGUAGAAGCUGGUGGCAUAGACAUGCAUCUGGGGGACCCCAAGGCACCCAUAUUUGGGGACUGGGCCCUGCAAGGGCAGGGGCAGCAUUUUCCUUCUGAUGGGCAGCAGCCAUGGUGGGGCUGGCAGCCUCUACUUGCUUGGGAGCCAGCGAUGGCUCCCCAGGAGCCACUGUCCCAGGACCCUGGAGCCCAGAAGCAGCCACCCACGCCCCCUUCAGCCCAGGAACACUGGAUGGAUCCUACUGAGACCAGAUGCCUUAAGGAGGAGGAAGAGCCCUACCUGUUUGGAUAG
Molecule: messenger RNA, 846 nt
Organism: Pipistrellus nathusii (Nathusius's pipistrelle)
Lineage: Eukaryota; Metazoa; Chordata; Mammalia; Chiroptera; Vespertilionidae
Source: the annotation of a GenBank genome assembly